AUGACAUCGAAUAGUUUGAAUAAUUGGUUAGUGAAAUCGAUAAUGGCACCUUCCACGUCUUUAGAUUCAUCAUCUGCUUUAUCAGAAUCAAUAACAUCUCAUUACACUAACACAAAAACUUCUUCAUCAGAAAGUCAUGUAACAAUCACAGAAACUACAACAACCACCACAACUUCUCGUGAUUUUUCUUCAUCGAUUGAAUCAACUCAAAAUAGUUUUAUCAAAUCCCUCUAUGAUUAUGACCGAAAAGCCUAA
Messenger RNA from Macrosiphum euphorbiae (potato aphid), 255 nucleotides. The record is from the annotation of a GenBank genome assembly. Lineage: Eukaryota; Metazoa; Arthropoda; Insecta; Hemiptera; Aphididae.